Molecule: messenger RNA, 1756 nt
Organism: Tetranychus urticae (two-spotted spider mite)
Lineage: Eukaryota; Metazoa; Arthropoda; Arachnida; Trombidiformes; Tetranychidae
Source: RefSeq, a predicted model, not a curated record
GUUAAAUAAUACUUACAUCAUACAUUUCUUGUGUAAAAAGGGAAAAAUGCCUGUUUUUUUACUUUUGUUAAAUUUUUGAUGUUAAUUGUGAAGAUUUAAUGAUGUUUCAUUCGCGAUCAAUGUUGAGUUAAUAUUCUGGUUACCAUCUUUGUUUGAAAUUUGGCCAAUCUAUGGUUUUGGUGAGGUUAAUUCAUCUACAAGCUUAAUGCCAAGUGGAUCCAUAAACAUAGUGUUUAAUUUUUUUUACCCUGUCCUGCAUACAAUCGUGAAGUACAAUCAUGGUUGGUGUUUACAAUCUUGAUUGAUGAUUACAUAGUACAAUAUGUGGUUACAACCAAAGAAUCAAUUAUGGUAUUAUCAAACCUAGUGUCAAUGGUUAUCAAUUGGUUAAAAUUAAUUGCUUUGAUAGCCUCAGCGAUCUGUUUUGGCUAUGUUUCCAGUCAAAAUUCAUUGUGUCCAUUAUUAUUAAGCAGUGUAUGUCAAUGUGAUGUUAAAAAUUUCAUCACCAACUGUACUGGAUCAAAUAUAACAGAUCUUGCCUGGUUACAUGAUAUUCCCAUUGAAACAAAAACACUGGUUCUUAGUGGCAAUGAUAUUCCGCGUUUACCAAAAGAUGUUUUUGGUUUCAGACGUAAAGAGCCUAAGCCAUUGGAGUAUCUUGAUUUAUCAAACAACAAAAUACAGUUGAUCAAUGGAAAAAGUUUUCGUGGUUUCAGUCUUGUCAAAAAAUUGAUCCUCAACAACAAUCAAAUUCUUAUCACAGGUGACAAUUACCCCAAAGGAUUGUUCAAAGGUUUUCAUGAGCUGACAGAGUUACACUUGGCUUCAUCGUUUGCUGACACUUCUAACCCACAAUUUAUGCCAAACCUGAUAUCUCUUUUAAAGGAAGGAAAUCUAACCAAUUUGAAUAUUCUCAAUCUGGAAUCUAAUGGGAUAACCAAUUUUCCCGACGAGACAGCAUUUUGUACAUUACCAUCUCUUCAAAAAUUAUUUCUCGCUGGUAACUCUCUGGAUCAAGUUCGUGUUAAUUUCACUUGCACGCCGAAACUCAGGACCCUUGAUUUAUCUCAUAAUCUGGUUAAACAUUUAGACAACAUUUCAACCUCUUUUAUAGAUGAUCUUCCCAGAUCUUUUCACAUUAAUCUAACGGGUAACGCAUUUGCCUGUGAUUGUCGCAUGGAUCAUUUUUUAUCAUGGAUCAAAAGAACACCUCUUUUUGUUAUGGGCAAAGACAAUUACAUUUGUCUUUCAGGAUAUCCUGAAGUUAAUGUACAUCGCCGUCUCAUUCAACUAUUACCAGAUGAUCUUGAGUGCGAUCCAGCUUGGAAUAAAUCUUCGACUUUUUCAUUUUACCCUCACAUAAUCCUCGCCAUUCUAACGGUUACAGUAGUUUUACUGCUUGCUCUGGUGCUAUACCAAGUUCGCUCGCAAAUUAUGGAUUUUUUCUUGAGCACUUUAUCAAGCAGUAAAAACAAGAGAUAUUCAGCUCUGCGGAAGGACGAGAAAACUGAGCUAAACUCGGAGAGACGGGUCAUUGAGAUAUCGGUUUAAUUAUAAGGACUCAUACCAUUAAUCAUAAAUUUUAUCCAUCACAUUGAUUUAUUUGUGGUUUGAGCUUUAAAUUUCAUGAAUAUCUUAAAAAUUGGCCUCAGUCAAAGAUAUUUUCAUGCUCAACAAUAUUUUCUAUCUUCAUAAGUCAUCAGUACAAUUAAAUCUCAGAUUAGUUGGAUUUUAUGCUAUUUAUUCAAAUUGUUUA